AUGCUUAGAAGACAGGCUCGUGAAAGGAAGGAAUACUUGUACCGUAAAGCGCAGGAGUUACAAGAGACUCAACUGCAACAAAAGCGAGAAAUUAUAAAGAAUGCAUUAGCACAAGGGAAACCACUACCAAAAGAGUUGGCAGAAGAUGAACAACUGCAAAAGGAUUUCAGAUACGACCAGACCGCUGGUGCAGGAGAGACGGAGGACCUGGUAGAUGACGAGUAUGCGGCAACGAGUGGUAUAAGCGAUCCCAGAAUCAUCGUGACUACAUCCAGAGACCCUAGCACAAGACUAUCGCAGUUUGCAAAAGAGAUCAAGCUACUGUUCCCAACGGCAGUGCGAUUGAACCGUGGUAACUACAUCAUGCCAAACCUAGUGAGCGCUUGUGUCAAAUCAGGGACCUCAGACUUGGUGAUCCUGCACGAGCAUCGAGGUGUCCCAACAUCACUAACAGUAUCACAUUUCCCACACGGCCCCACUGCAUAUUUCACACUACACAACGUCGUGCUAAGACACGAUAUCUUAAACAGUGGGAACCAGAGUGAAGUGAAUCCACAUAUGAUCUUUGAAAAUUUCACCACGCCACUGGGCAAGCGUGUGGAAAGUAUCCUAAAACAUUUAUUCCCACCCGGUCCAAAGAAAGACUCCCCCCGUGUUAUAACGUUUGCCAAUCGUGGUGAUUUCAUCAGUGUAAGACAACACGUUUACGUGCGUACGCGAGAAGGAGUUGAAAUCGCCGAAGUUGGGCCUCGUUUCGAAAUGCGACUGUUCGAACUAAGAUUGGGUACAUUGGAUAACAAGGACGCUGACGUUGAAUGGCAAUUGAGAAGGUUUGUACGCACUGCUGCACGUAAGGAUUAUUUGUAA
Torulaspora delbrueckii is the source of this 867-nucleotide messenger RNA. It is a transcript of the gene IMP4, whose product is annotated as snoRNA-binding rRNA-processing protein IMP4. NCBI's taxonomy places the organism in Eukaryota, Fungi, Ascomycota, Saccharomycetes, Saccharomycetales, Saccharomycetaceae. The transcript has a single exon. The record is from RefSeq and is a predicted model, not a curated record. Gene Ontology annotation, biological process: rRNA processing. Gene Ontology annotation, molecular function: snoRNA binding; rRNA primary transcript binding. Bases 1 to 867 code for a protein of 288 amino acids. Gene Ontology annotation, cellular component: small-subunit processome; Mpp10 complex; nucleolus.